Molecule: messenger RNA, 1023 nt
Organism: Lolium rigidum
Lineage: Eukaryota; Viridiplantae; Streptophyta; Magnoliopsida; Poales; Poaceae
Product: tobamovirus multiplication protein 1-like
Exons: 10
Coding region: 16-915 (299 amino acids)
Cellular component (GO): plant-type vacuole membrane
Source: RefSeq, a predicted model, not a curated record
CAGAGAGAGAGAGAGAUGAGGGAGCUGGUCUCCUCCUCCACCUCCGCCGCCUCCACCACCGCCACCGGGCUCCUCGCCGCCGCGGGCGGCGCGGCGCUCGGGGGAUGGUGGGAGGACGUCAACGCGUCGCCGGCGUGGCAGGACGGCGCCUUCUUCUCCCUCUCCGCCGCCUACGCCCUCGUCUCCGCCGUCGCGCUGAUUCAGCUCAUUAGGAUCCAGCGCAGGGUGCCCGAGUUCGGAUGGACCACGCAGAAGGUGUUCCACCUCAUGAACUUCGUCGUCAAUGGGGUUCGUGCCGUUGUGUUCGGCUUCCACGUCUGGGUCUUCUUUCUCCCAACAAGAGUAUAUAAGUUGGUGUUGCUAGACCUACCCGGCCUGCUCUUCUUCUCGGCCUACACCUUGCUCGUUCUUUUCUGGGCAGAGAUAUACCACCAGGCUAGGAGUCUCCCCACGGACAAGUUAAGGCUUAUAUACGCAGCUGUUAAUGCCAUCGUGUACAUAAUUCAGGUCUGCAUUUGGGUAUACCUUGGAAUCAACGACAAUCUCUUGGUUGAGCUGGUCACCAAAAUCUUCGUCGUAGCUGUCUCCGCUGUGGCUCUUCUUGGUUUCGCAGUAUAUGGUGGAAGGUUGUUUGUCUUGCUGAGACGUUUCCCCAUUGAAUCCAAGGGGCGGAAAAAGAAGCUUUAUGAGGUUGGGACUGUGACAACAAUCUGCUGUACUUGUUUCUUGAUAAGAUGCAUUGUGGUGGCAGUAUCCGCAUUCGAUGAUGAUGUUUCUUUGGAGGUUUUGGAUCAUCCAAUCCUAGACUUCUUCUAUUAUUUGCUGACAGAGAUACUGCCUUCUGCGCUGGUCCUUUUCAUCCUCCGGAAGCUCCCACCUAAGAGGGUGUCGGCGCAAUAUCAUCCUAUUAACUAGAGGUUUUGUGCUUCUGUAUGGUGCUAUGCUAAGAAUAAUGGAUAAACUUGAAAUGUACAAAAACUCUACACGUGUGGUGCUAGUAAAAUGUUGAUGUUUGAGCUGUUU